Molecule: messenger RNA, 1104 nt
Organism: Didymosphaeria variabile
Lineage: Eukaryota; Fungi; Ascomycota; Dothideomycetes; Pleosporales; Didymosphaeriaceae
Exons: 2
Coding region: 1-1104 (367 amino acids)
Molecular function (GO): oxidoreductase activity, acting on NAD(P)H
Source: RefSeq, a predicted model, not a curated record
AUGUCCGGAAACAGAGCUGCUUUCCUACUUGAGCCGAAGGGACGUUUUGAAGUGCGGGAUGCGCCCAUAGAGCAGCCAGGACCGGGUGAGGUCCUUGUCAAGGUUCAAGCUGGAGCGCUACAGCCAGCUGACGAAAAGGUGGCCAAGAUGGCGAUGCUCCCCGUAGAGUAUCCUGCAGUGCUGGGCAGUCCUGUUGGCGGAAUUGUACAAGCUCUCGGAGAAGGCGUCACAAAAGUAGCAGUCGGAGAUCAUAUCGUAUGCGGUACGAAGAUCUUUACACACAAGAAACCAAAGUAUGGAGGAAUGCAGCGAUAUACGCUAGUUGAUGAGUCUGAGGUCAUCGAGGUCAGUAAUCUUUUAGUAGGCUCGUACCUGCAUCGUACUAAUAGUCGAGGCAUUCAGGUUGGCGACACUGACUUCACCAAAGUUGUCACACUGGGCUCAUACACCCCUCCAGGCUGCCUGUUCGGCUCAAACACCCUCAACAUGCAGUACCCGUCUAUUCCAGCCAACCCCCUUGCAGCCGAUGAAGAAGGCAAGAAAAUCCUCAUCUGGGGCGGAUCAUCAGCCAUGGGUUCGCUUUGCAUUUCAUACGCUAAACAAGCUGGGUACACCGUUAUCAGUACCAGCUCACCACACAACUUCGACCUGUUAAAGUCACUUGGAGCAGACCACAUUUUCGACCACAGCGACCCCACGACUGUGGAUAAGAUCCGUAAUCUCUUCCCGAUCCACUACUGGCUCGAUACCAUAUCUCUGAACCAGAGCGUAACGACCAUAUGUAAAAUUCUGGCCCCUGAAGGCAAGCCCGCUACCAAGGCGUACAUUCACAUGCUCCUGCCAAUGGUCAUGGCGGGGAACCCAACGCUGCCCGAAGGCGUCACGGCUGGGAUGCACCGUUUUAGUACUCACGCGCCUGAAAACGCAGACUGGGCGAAGUACUUCCUAUCUCGCGGAGGGUUCAUGGAGCAAGGUAUCAAGAGUGGGGUCAUCAAGGGCGUGCCGCCGUAUUCUCUGGGUGGGUUGGAGAAGGUGUCGGAGGGUAUUGAGGAGCUGCAUAAGGGCGUAAGCGGUAAGAAAGUCGUUAUCGAUCCUUGGGCGUAG